UAUACAAUAUUACUUGGAAAAGGAAAAAGUGUACAACCAAUUUAUGAAUAGUUGUUUUGGCUGCUUAUUAAAAGUGAACCUAGAGAAUUGGAACAAAAAAAUUUGUGGCCAAAUCGUACACUAUCUUCUACAACGACGUGUUGUAAGCUUAAAGAAAAAGGAGGUUUGGUUCAUAAUUGAUGGUAAGCCAAUUCUAUUUGGUAUGAAGGAGUUUGCUAUGAUUACCGGACUAAAUUGUGGAAAAAUUCCCACUGGUAAGGCUUUAUAUGAUGAAGGGAAGGCAAAAGAUUUUUUAGAUCUAGUGUUGAACAAAAAGAGUAGUCUAACGGGAAAUGAUUUAAAGGAAAUAUUAAAGAGUGACAGAUUUGAUGCGCAAACAAAGUUGAAGAUCGCUAUGGUGUGGUUUGUUGAGUCUUUUUUAUGGGCUGGUGAUCAAAAGCGAACUGUUGAUAUAAAGAAUAUGAAAAUGGUGACAAACUUGGAUUACUUUAAUGCAUAUCCUUGGGGUAGGCGUUCUUUUGAGAUGACAGUUGAGUUCCUUCUAAAUGUUAACUUAAAGAAAAAGUCUGUAGAAUGGAAGGAAAAUAAUUCCACAUCUAAAGGUUAUAGCUUGCAAGGAUUCCCUUGGGCUUUUAUGGUGUGGGCUUUCGAAGCAAUUCCUAUACUAGGAGAGGCUUUUGGACAGCCAUUGAUAGAAUCUCCCUUGCCACUUCCAAGAUUGCUCCGAUGGUACGAUAAAAAGAAGACACCCCCAGAUUAUAAAACAGUGUUAUUAACAAUGCAAAAUAAAGAGGUUGUGGUGCAUCCUACUUUGGUUCCUACUAAUGUUGAGUCAAAAAAAUCAUAUUUGAUUAAUUGGGAGGAUUUGAAAGAUGAGGUGGAUGAGAAUAUAGAUCGGUUGACAAAAGUAGUUAGUGGUGUGACACGAUUAGUUAACUCUUCUCUCGAAAGGCAUGAGAUUCCGGUAGCUAUGGAUCACGACGGACGUGAAACUGAUAUUAGAAGACAACCAUCAAAGGGAGUUACUGAAAAUAUUAAUUUGAGUGAUUCACCAGGCAAACUUUCUCAACUUAUUGAAUUAUGUGCAAAUAUGUUUAAUGAGAUGAAGGAUAUGAACAAGAAGUUGAAUGAAAGAAUGGAUGGUCUCGAUGCUAAAAUAGACCACUUUAGUGGUAUGGUGGGUGGUUUGCAUGUCCAGGUAGAAAAAUUAAGCAAAAAAAAAGUAUGAUGAUGGAAAUUUUCAGGUGAGUGAUGAACAACCAGAUAUGUUGGAAAAUAAGGUAAUUGGUGAGCUUGAAGAGGAAGGAAGCAACAUGGUUGACAAAGAUGAAACUACCAAAUUUGCGGGAGUAUGUACUACAAGGGCGAAACGAACAACGAAAACUAACCCAAAAUAUGAUUCCCCUUUUGCAACAGAUCUCAGACAAAAGAAAAUCCGGGAGGCUUCGAAGAAUAUGAAGACUUAUAAAAGGAGAAAGAUCGGCGGUGAUAGUUAGUAAUUCUGUUAGGAUGUUUUUUGGAUCUGUCGGACAGAGUAUGGAUCAAUCUAUUUAAUUAAAAUUUGUCUUGGAUUGUAUUAAGUUUAAAAAGUUAGCGUAUUUAUAUUAUGCCACUUUU
Molecule: messenger RNA, 1617 nt
Organism: Lycium barbarum (goji berry)
Lineage: Eukaryota; Viridiplantae; Streptophyta; Magnoliopsida; Solanales; Solanaceae
Exons: 3
Coding region: 44-1228 (394 amino acids)
Source: RefSeq, a predicted model, not a curated record